AUGGAACGAUACUUUAAGAGAAGGUUCGCAUCAAUUACUCCUAGUUCGGAUAAUGUGGGUAGUUCAAGUUCGAGAGAUGUGGAUAUUUCUAGAGAUGUGGAUAGUUCGAAAGAAUGUGAGUUGCAAGAUAUCUUGGCUCAUUUUAUUGCAGACCCUGGACUUCGACCUCAAGUGUUGGAUUAUGAUCCUAACAUUAGAGACGAAGUUCGAAGAGCAUAUCUACAAAAGGGUCCAUCUUCUCUUGAUUGCGUGAGAUUUUUAUUGAGGCAAGGUCUUCCUUUUCAUGGGCAUGAUGAGAGUGACACUUCAAGCAACAAGGGGAAUUAUUUAGAGCUCUUACAAUUUCUUGCUGAUUAUGAUGAGAAAGUUAAGGCCGUGUUAACAGAACAGAUGGCGAUGAUGUUUCGUUAUGUGGACAAAAGUGGGGAUAUAAUUGAGAGGUUUGUAGGCAUUCAACAUGUUAGUGAUACUACAUCAAACUCACUCAAGGAGGCUAUUGACACAUUAUUUUCAAUAGAGGAAUUGAGCAUUUCCAUGCUAAGAGGACAAGGAUAUGAUGGAGCUAGUAAUAUGAAGGCUCUUGUGGCUGUGGCAAAGGGAAAUGCUGAUAUUGCCACUUUCUUCACAUCUUGUAAUAGCUUGGUUAAUAUUGUUGUAGUAUCGUGUAAGCGUCGUGACAUGUUUAGAGAUCAACUACAAAAGGAUAUUACGGAAGCUCUAGAAAAAGAUUCUUUUCCAACAGGGCGAGGCUUAAAUCAAGAAACUUGUCUCAAGCGUCCUGGUGAUAUACGUUGGAACUCACAUUAUGGUACAUUACUUAGUAUAAUCUCCAUGUUUAAAUCUGUGGUGACAGUGCUCAAAUUUAUUAUUGAGAAUGGCUGCACUAAUAAUCUAGGUGAAGCAAAUAGGUCUUUGAGAGAAAUAUAA
Molecule: messenger RNA, 927 nt
Organism: Prunus persica (peach)
Lineage: Eukaryota; Viridiplantae; Streptophyta; Magnoliopsida; Rosales; Rosaceae
Product: zinc finger MYM-type protein 1-like
Exons: 4
Coding region: 1-927 (308 amino acids)
Source: RefSeq, a predicted model, not a curated record